CGCCAGUGCGCAGGCUCAGUCCGCUCUGGCUCUGGAGGCGCAAGGCCUGUGGUGGCUGCGGCGGCGGGACGGGGGCGCGGACGCAGGAGCGAUGGCGCCCCAUCUGGUGCAGCCCGGGUGGCGCUUCUGGCGGCAGGCGGCGUGCACUCUGGGAGCCUCUGUGCAGCACAGGACAUGGGCAGGGACGCCCAGGAUCCCCAGGCCGGGCAGCCUGUGGGGAGCCACGACCACCAGCCCCCGGAUCUGCAGAAGCGGCUCUUCCACGUCCGCGCGAGCCCCCGAGGUGACGCUUACCCGGGAGCGAUACCCCGUGCGGCGGCUGCCCUUCUCCGUGGUGUCCCGGGAAGACCUGGAAGCCUUUGAACGCGUCGUCCCGGGGAGGGUCAUCACAGACCCAGAGGUGCUGGAGGCUUCGAAUGUGGACUGGCUUCGAACCGUCCGAGGGAGCAGCGCGGUGCUGCUGAGGCCACGGACGUCAGAGGAGGUGGCCCACAUCCUCAGGUACUGUCACGAGAGGAACCUGGCUGUGAACCCGCAGGGGGGAAACACAGGCAUGGUGGGGGGCAGCGUGCCCGUCUUCGAUGAGAUCAUUUUGUCCACUGCCCUGAUGAACCAGGUCAUCAGCUUCCACGACCUGUCCGGAACCCUGGUGUGCCAGGCAGGCUGCGUCCUGGAGGAGCUCAGCCGGCACGUGGAGGAGAGGGGCUUCAUCAUGCCCCUGGACCUGGGGGCCAAGGGAAGCUGCCACAUUGGGGGAAACGUGGCCACCAAUGCAGGCGGUCUGCGGUUUCUGCGCUAUGGCUCGCUUCAUGGGACUGUCCUGGGCCUGGAAGUGGUGCUGGCAGACGGCACGGUUCUGAACUGCCUGAGCGCCCCGAGGAAGGACAACACGGGCUACGACCUGAAGCAGCUCUUCAUCGGGUCGGAGGGCACACUGGGGGUCAUCACGGCCGUGUCCAUCUUGUGUCCGCCCAAGCCCAGGGCUGUGAACGUGGCUUUCCUGGGUUGCCCAGGCUUCCCUGAGGUUCUGCAGACCUUCAGCACCUGCAAGGGGCUGCUGGGUGAGAUCCUGUCUGCGUAUGAGUUCAUGGACGCCGAGUGCAUGUGGCUGGUCAGGCACCACCUGUGCCUCGCCAGCCCGGUGCAAGAAAGUCCCUUCUAUGUCCUGAUCGAGACUUCAGGCUCCAGAGCAGGGCACGAUGCUGAGAAGCUGAAUGACUUCUUGGAGCAAGUGCUGCGCUCCGGCCUGGUGACGGAUGGGACUGUGGCCACAGACCACAUGAAAGUCAAGGCGCUGUGGGCCCUGAGGGAGAGGAUCUCGGAGGCGCUGAGCCGGGAUGGCUACGUGUACAAGUAUGACCUCUCCCUGCCCACCGAGAGGCUCUAUGACCUCGUGACUGACCUGCGUGUCCGCCUUGGCCCGCAGGCCAAGCAUGUGGUGGGCUAUGGCCACCUGGGUGAGCUGCGCCAGGGGGAUGGUAACCUGCACCUCAACGUGACGUCGGAGGCCUUCAGCCCGUCGGUGCUGGAUGCCCUGGAGCCCUACGUGUAUGAGUGGACGGCCGGGCAGCGUGGCAGCGUCAGCGCUGAGCAUGGCCUGGGCUUCAGGAAGAGGGGCGUCAUCAGCUACAGCAAGCCGCCCGAGGCCCUGCGGCUCAUGCGGCAGCUCAAGGCCCUCCUGGACCCCAAGGGCAUCCUGAACCCCUACAAGACAUUGCCCGCCCAGGCCUGACGGGGCCGCUGGGAGCUAUGGGAGGGGCCGUGGUCCGUCCUGGUUUUGCCGUUGUGGCAGGCCUCCAUCCAGUGGAGCAGCGGCAGGCACCGUGACCUAGCCCCUGGCCCUCGGGCAGAACCCUUCCUGGCUGCCCUGCUCACCCUCCAGCCCCCUGAAGGUUGGGGGAGGGGCUCCUGCUGCAGUGCCAGGCAGGCCAGUGGGCAAGUAGUUCUGCCCACUCAGGAGACCGGCUGCAGCCGUGGGAGGGGACAUGGGUGGUCCUGUCCCCAUGUAGCAUGAGCAGAGGUAAUGAGCUCCAUGGGACAGUGUGGGGCCUUUCCCCCGUCACGGGAUCACCUUUGAGCCAGAGCGACAGGAGCAGUCUCCACCCUGGAAGGCAUCAUUCCCCCAUUUUCUAGCAAGUCUGUUCAUUGCCAAGAUGAUUGUCAGAGGUUAGUCACUGGUUUUUCCUCUCGGUGGUUUGCUGUGGCGCAUCCACGGAGAUGGUCUGCUCUUCCGCAUCAUAGGUCCGUGUGGCCAGGGCGUGCACAGGGGCACGCUCCAUGAACAUCACUUCCGUGACCCUGGCCCGCUACUUCCUGUCGCCCUGGGGCCUCCUGGGGCUGUGGAGUCUGAAGGUUGGAUGUGUUUUCACUUUCUGAUGUCGUGAACUUCCAGUAAAAAUGGGAACUCUC
Messenger RNA from Suricata suricatta (meerkat), 2409 nucleotides. RefSeq names its product D-2-hydroxyglutarate dehydrogenase (gene D2HGDH). NCBI's taxonomy places the organism in Eukaryota, Metazoa, Chordata, Mammalia, Carnivora, Herpestidae. The coding region runs from base 92 to 1732 and encodes 546 amino acids. Gene Ontology annotation, cellular component: mitochondrion. The transcript is spliced from 10 exons. The record is from RefSeq and is a predicted model, not a curated record. Gene Ontology annotation, molecular function: FAD binding; catalytic activity.